Messenger RNA from Eruca vesicaria subsp. sativa (arugula), 276 nucleotides. Lineage: Eukaryota; Viridiplantae; Streptophyta; Magnoliopsida; Brassicales; Brassicaceae. The record is from the annotation of a GenBank genome assembly.
AUGGCCACUGGUGGGAAAGUCUCUUUCAAAGUCACCCUGACGUCGGACCCUAAGCUUCCUUUCAAAGUAUUCAGCGUACCGGAGGGAGCACCGUUCACGGCGGUUCUGAAAUUCGCAGCAGAGGAGUUCAAGGUUCCUCCUCAAACCAGCGCCAUCAUCACCAAUGAUGGGAUCGGGAUCAAUCCUCAACAGAGCGCAGGAAACGUGUUCUUGAAGCAUGGAUCUGAACUGAGACUCAUCCCUCGUGAUAGAGUUGGAGCUGCGUUUUGUAAUUGA